Messenger RNA from Esox lucius (northern pike), 3810 nucleotides. Its product is annotated as RNA-binding motif, single-stranded-interacting protein 3. Lineage: Eukaryota; Metazoa; Chordata; Actinopteri; Esociformes; Esocidae. Gene Ontology annotation, molecular function: mRNA 3'-UTR binding; poly(U) RNA binding; poly(A) binding. The transcript has 15 exons. Gene Ontology annotation, cellular component: ribonucleoprotein complex; cytosol; nucleus. Bases 1080 to 2354 code for a protein of 424 amino acids. The record is from RefSeq and is a predicted model, not a curated record.
AGAGAGAGGUUGAGAGAGAAAGGGAGGGGGGUAGGGGGGGAAGGAAGAGAAACGGAAGACAUAGAGGUCCCUCCUACUGCCUGGGAAAAAGGAGGAGAGAACCAGGAGGAAGCGAAAAGGGGGAGGAACAUAGCUGUGUCGGAGCCGAGCCCUCUACACUCCGCACAGAGUGGAAGAGACCGCAGCACACACACGCACGCACACACUCUGCUCUCAGUCUCAGAAACACACGCAGGAAGGCAGGCAGGGACGCUGUGGAACAAGACAUCAGGGAAAGUGCUGAGAGAGAACACAGAGAGGAGGAGGCACCUCGCGGAAGCAAAAGGGAUUUUAAUCUUUGUCCGGAUUGUAUCUCGGGAUCUCUGGAUUGGCUGUUUCCACGCCUUGACAGGGGGAGUACCGCUGUGUCCUCGUUCUCCUCCUCUCGUUGACUCACUGGAGGAGAACAUCGCAGGAGUGGUCUAGUUCUGGUGCCAGGCACCCCUCUGUUCUCUCUUCCUCUCUCUCCAUCUCCUGUCUGUCCGCCCGCGUCGCUGCAGAGAGUCUGUCCGUGGGGACGCAAGUGUCUGGCCAGGAUAGCAGCUAGCCUCCGGCAGGAUCCGACACAGUGAGAUCUAGAGAGCCACGGAGGGAGGAGACGACCCAGAGGAAAGUCAGGGCAAGAGAGCCAGAGAGAGUGACCCGGCUUUUUUAGAGUAGUGAGAGCUCCUCUUCUUUGUCCUUCCUCUUCCUCUCAUCCCUUCUUCCUCUGUCCCUCUCUUAAACUCCAGCUUUCUGGAUCACCCUCUACUCCUCAAACAUCAUUCUUUUAAUCUCCUCCUAUCUCCCCUACCCCCUUUCCUCGCUCCUCUCUUCCUCCCCGGGACACUGGGGCUCCCGCUGAGCAGACAGACAGAACCCCUCCAUCGCAUUCCUUUCCUCAUCCAUCCAUCCAUCUUUUCCGUCUCUGUGCGAGGACAAGACCUUGCCUCCGGCCCCCCGUGAGAGGAACCAGAGGUCCAGGCCAAGAGGGAGUAACUGUGUUACUGUAACCCAGCCAGAGAGUCCGUCUCCCGCUACGUGUGAAGGAUUCCAGCUACAUGGGCAAACGUUUGGAACAGCCACAGAUGUACCCCCAGUACACCUACUACUAUCCCCACUACAUCCAUACUAAGCAGUCCUAUGCCCCAACCCCUGCCCCGAUGGCCCCUCCCAGUCCCAGCCCUAACAACGGUCACCAAGGGGGAGGUGGCGGAGGGGGAGGUUGCGGCGUGGAGCAACUCAGCCAGACCAACCUGUACAUCAGAGGACUGCCCCCAGGGACCACCGACCAGGACCUCAUCAAACUAUGUCAACCAUAUGGAAAAAUUGUGUCAACGAAAGCGAUACUGGACAAGAACACUAACCAAUGCAAAGGUUAUGGUUUCGUGGACUUUGACAGCCCGGCAGCAGCCCAGAAAGCUGUAGCGUCGUUGAAGGCCAGUGGAGUCCAGGCCCAGAUGGCUAAGGUACAGCGAAAACAGCAACAGGAACAAGACCCCACUAACCUGUACAUCUCCAACCUGCCCGUGUCCAUGGACGAGCAAGAGCUGGAAAACAUGCUGAAACCGUUCGGUCACGUCAUCUCCACACGGAUUCUGCGGGACGCCAACGGAGUCAGCAGAGGUGUUGGCUUCGCCAGGAUGGAAUCAACGGAGAAGUGUGACAUGGUCAUUCAACAUUUCAACGGAAAGUUUCUAAAAACCCUUCCAGGCGUACCAGCCCCUGUGGAGCCCCUGCUGUGUAAGUUUGCUGAUGGAGGACAAAAGAAGAGGUUGAAUCAGAGCAAGUACCCCCAGAAUGGUCGCCUGUGGACCAGAGAUGGAGAGAGCGGCAUGGCAUUGACAUACGAUCCCACUGCAAUGCAGAAUGGGUUUUACUCUCCUCCAUACAGCAUCUCCACCAAUAGGAUGAUAGCACAGACAUCCAUCACUCCAUUCAUCGCCGCCUCGCCUAUUUCCACUUAUCAGGUCCAGAGCACAUCCUGGAUGCCUCAGCAACAGUAUGUUAUGCAACCCACAGGUGCUGUGAUAACCCCAGCUAUGGACCACAGUAUCUCCAUGCAGCCCUCCAGUAUAAUGGCUCCUCUCACUCAGCAGAUGAACCACAUGUCUCUGGGCAACGCAGGAACAUACAUGACCGCUUCGGCUGCUGUUCCUAUGCAAGGAGCUUACAUUCCCCAGUACACAGCUGUUCCUGCCACCCCCUGCCUCGCUGUGGAAAGGUUGGUGACAGAGGGCUCGCCCCAGACAGGACCCCCCAAUGCACCAGACACUAAUGGACAGCAGCCCCUGGAGAACGACACAGCGGCCUACUCCUACCAGCAGACUAAAUAACAGGAGGAAGAGGAGGGGCGAUUCCAAUAGCUGCAUUGCCUUGAGGGACAAACUCCACUGAAGCAACGGAUGGAUGGAUGGAUGAAUGGAGGGGUGAAAAAGAAAAGGAUGUAAAAAAAGGAGGACAUGGGGAGGAUUGCUUUCAGUUUUCACGGGCGAAAAAAAAUAAAAUACAUGUUAUUUCGUAUCUGGCCUAUAUGAGAAAGGGAGAUAGAGAGAGUUAGGUUAGUAUUGAGAUCAAGAUGGGGCUCAGAAUAUGAAUUGCUGCAGUGUGGUGGAGUUUAUUGUUGGCCAGCAUGAAGCUGGAGUUGUUCUACAACUACAAAGAAUGAACUAAAAAAGGAAUUUUAAAAAAAAAGUGACAAAAAAAGGACAAAAAAACUAACAAAAAGUAAACAUUUAAAAGUAAUGUUAGAUUGAGAUCAUGGUUGUUUUUUUAUCACCUGAAAGAGGAAACAAAGAAACAGGUUGUCUUCCUUUGAUAUUAAGCUACUUCAUUUUCUUUCUUUUUUAAAUGAUUUAAAAUUGUAGUUUUCUAGAGAACUUUAAAAUAAAUCUUUGUUGCCUUAAUUUCUCAGACGUUGGAGUCUCGUCCAUUUGUCUGAAAAUAUUUUAGAAAUGUGUAAAAAGAAAAAGACUGCGUGUGAAAUAGGCACUGUGGAUGCCUCAGGUAGCUGGUGGAACACAGAUCAAAGCUAAGGAUAUACUGUACAGCUUAUGGAGAGUACUGUCAUUGUGUGGAGAAGAUUUUAAAUGAUGUGGUCUGUGGUAAAUUGUGUUUUGGGGAUAAUAGAAUCUCCAUGUUGAUGGUAGGUGGGUGGGGCUAGAAAAAUGCGACCGCUUUUAUUGUGGGAAAUGCAGUUUAGCGAUUAAAAACCACAAAAAAAAAAAAAGAUUUUGUUACUUUGUUAAAAAUGGCAUUAGUGUGUUUUUACCUGCAAUCUUUUUAUGAACUUUUAUUGUUUUCCUUAUUCAGCCGGCUUUGCUUGUCUCACCGCAAAAACAUAAAAAAAGCCCACAAAAAAAAACUGUCAGCAGUUCAAAGGUACAUUGGCGUAUCUGAGUUUAAAAAGAAAAUGUGUGCAAAAUGAAGCAAUAGUUUUAGAGAAAUUUAAAUUACAUUAGUCUUUUCUUAGCUGUGGAUCAGAUGCAGCCAGCAGUAUACAUAUUUUAUACCAAAGAUGACGUAACUUGUAGAGAUAGUGAAGAGAUAGUUGAUAUAGAUUUUCUUUUAGUUAAAUUCUUACCUUCCUUCUUGUUGUAUAAUGUGCUGUACAUUAGAUGGUUUUAGGGCUAGACUUCUGGUUCAAGGCCUUUUCCUAUUGGCUCUGCAGAUAAGUUGCAAUGUUGAUUGGUUCCUAUCUCUGAAGCAGUCGCAUGUCAGUCACUCAGAACUUUAGGAACAAAGUGUGUAACAGGUCCUAACACAUACUUCACCCAAGCGCUGUAAGGAAAA